GACAGAUACGGGCCAAGGAGUGGGAGCGCUUGUAUAACAAGCAUUUUGUACAAUACGUUCAGUACUUCCAAAUAAAGGCCACACACAAAUAAUACAGAAGAAAAUUGUUAUUAAACGACAAAUUUCCCGCAAAAGGUUUAAUUUGCAACAAAGACGAUCAUGACCCCAUUAACACUGGAAAAGCUUUUAUGCUCUUCAUUUAAAUAAGUUCAAGGACAAGAAGAGUUGAAGAACAAAGUUUGCUUUUCUGCUGUUCUUUCCCAUUGUAUGGAUACAAAUGUCUACCUCAAAAUUAAAGUGCGACUUGUUAAAUGUCCUACCGUGAACAAGACUGUAAAAUGAGCUCCAGUGUGGACAGAGAUGACAAUAGUAUAUUUGAUGGAUUAAUGGAAGAAGAUGACAAGGACAAAGCAAAGAGAGUUUCCAGAAACAAAUCUGAAAAGAGGCGAAGAGAUCAGUUUAAUGUACUCAUUAAAGAACUUGGUUCCAUGCUUCCUGGAAAUACUCGGAAGAUGGAUAAAUCAACAAUACUGCAGAAGAGUAUAGACUUUUUGCGGAAGCACAAAGAAAUUGCUGCACAGUCUGAAUCUAGUGAAAUACGACAAGACUGGAAGCCCCCAUUCCUUAGCAAUGAAGAGUUUACACAGUUAAUGCUAGAGAUUUCUGUUAUAAAAAUGCAACUGACUCCCCUUGAGGGGGCUUUUGCACUUAGAGCUCUGGCACCCCCUAUAAUAGGUUAUCUACCUUUUGAAGUUCUUGGUACAUCUGGUUAUGAUUAUUACCAUGUGGAUGACCUGGAAACACUUGCAAAAUGCCAUGAACAUUUGAUGCAAUAUGGCAAGGGGAAAUCCUGCUACUACAGAUUCCUGACCAAAGGACAGCAAUGGAUUUGGCUUCAGACCCACUACUACAUUACUUACCACCAGUGGAACUCUAGGCCAGAAUUUAUUGUUUGCACACACACUGUAGUAAGUUAUGCUGAAGUAAGAGCGGAGAGACGACGGGACCUAGGUAUUGAAGAAUCACCACCGGAGGUAACAGUGGAUAAGUCUCAGGACUCUGGUUCAGACAGCCAGCUGAAUACUGUUAGUUUAAAGGAGGCUCUGGAAAGGUUUGAUCACAGCAGGACUCCCUCACCCUCAUCAAGGAGCUCAAGGAAGUCUUCAUCCCAUACAGCAGUAUCAGAAUCAACUUCAACUCCCAAAAAACUACAGAUAGACACUGGAACACCACCUCGGCAAUCUGUGGCUUCAGCUAUUGAGAUGAAUUCACAGAGAAGAUCUUCAGUGAGUAGUCAAGUGAGUAUGCACUCAAUGAGCUCACAGAACACAAGUCAGGCUAUCACUCCCUCGAUGAUAUCUCAGCAGUCCCAAACUUUGCAAAUACAGCAAAAUAUACCACAGCCAUCAUUGCAGUUCUCAGCUCAGCUUGGAGCAAUGCAGCAUCUCAAAGAUCAACUAGAACAGCGAACACGCAUGAUUGAGGCAAAUAUUCAGAGACAACAAGAAGAGUUAAGAAAAAUCCAAGAACAGCUCCAGUUGGUUCAAGGACAGGGACUUCAGAUGUUUCUGCAGCAGCCUGGAGGUGGAAUUAAUUUUAGCUCUGUACAACUUGCCACUGGAAGUACACCUACACUGCCGCAAGCCACUUCUAUUACAAUGCAAGGACAGGUUGUUCCAGCAAGUCCAGUUCAAGGAGGAGUGAGCAGUGGGCAUAUCAACACGCAUGUCAUACAGCAGCAGUCUCUCCUGAGGGAUCAGACUACUACCUUAACACAGUCUCAACAACAAUCCUUGCGAACAACACACAACCAGCAGACCUCUCUUACCAGCCAAACUCAGAACACACUCCCUCCCUCUCUGUAUAACACUAUGAUGAUCUCACAACCUGGAUCUGCCAAUGUGGUACAGAUUGCAUCUAGUUUAGCCCAGAAUACCAAUCCAGGUGGAGCAGUGGCCACUUUUACUCAGGAUAGACAAAUUCGAUUUCCUCAAGGACAGCAGCUUGUGACCAAAUUGGUAACAGCACCAAUGGCCUGUGGUGCAGUCAUGGUACCAACCACUAUGUUCAUGGGUCAGGUGGUGACAGCAUAUCCUACUUUCGCAGCUCAGCAGCAGCAGCAACAAACAAUAUCAAUAACACAGCAACAACAAAACCAGCAGGAACAGCAGCAAAAUGCAGUUCAACAGCCUACCCAAGCACAAGCUCAGCUAUCUCAUCAGCCUCAACAGUUUAUGCCGGCUUCUCGAUUACUUCAUGGCAGUCAAUCUACACAGCUUAUUCUUUCAGCUGCUUUCCCUAUACAGCAACAGGGCACUUUCACCCAAGCCCACCACCAGCAACAGCAGUCACAACCACAAACACAGAAUCUGUCACGACGUAGGACUGACAGCAUGUCUGAUCCUUCCAGUGUGCAGCUUCAGUAGCUGCAGUGGAGAUUGAGAAACACCAGGUUACUGCCUUCCUGUCAAAAAAUUGCACUGAAGUCAUAAGUAAUCCAGAAGGCAUAAUAAUAGUUUUACCGUUCAGCUUUUGAAAAUGAAACAAUUUUCAAAUUGAAGAAACAAAUGGAAAAAUGUCUACAUGGUGAAUUUCCAUUAUACCUAAGGAAUACUUGAGAAGAGAAAACUUUUUGAUUGCAUUGGAAUUUCCCAAAUUCCUGUAUUCUAAAGAAGAAUGCACUGCCAAGCAUUAGAUAAGUAGAGGUUCUAAUUAAGGAAUUAUAGAAAUGCAGCACUAAUACAAGUUAUCCUUUGACUUAUUUUACAAUUGCAUUUUUUGAUGCAGUUGUUUUGAUUUUAUGCAGUGUUAAAGCAGUAAUGCUGCUGCCUUUAUUUCUGAUAAUUAUGCUUUAGAAGAGUCCAAAGGACAUUUUAUUCAUGUCAGACAAUUAUGGGUCAGAAAAUAUUUUUCAGAAUGUCAUAUGAAUUCAACUUUAUUGUACAAAGAACUGUAAAAUAAUGUGUAAAUAAUAUGGAUAAAAGGAAAGAGAAUAUUUUAUAUGACGCAUGGAAAUGUAAUCUGUUAUUUGUAGGAUUGAAAAUAUAUAUAUUAUAUUUUUGUUCUAGCAUUCUGGAAAGAAGCUAAAGCUAAUAUUUUCAUCAACUUCUUUCACUUCAGAUGUAUUACAUCUGUUUAACUUUGGCACUUUUCUUUGUGCUUUCAGGUCUGUGGUGUCACAGUUUGUUUAAUACAGUAGGUUUGUAUUUUAGUAGAACUUCUGUUUUGUGAAUUUAAGAUUAUUUCUGAUAAAUUGUGUUCCAGAGGUACACAAUAAGAUACUGUAUGUAUCUAAAAUUUUAAAUUAAAUGUAAUGUGACUAAGUCACAUUUUAAUAUGUAAAUAGAGAUUGAAGAUCUUGCAUGCAUAUACAUUUAUUAAUCAGUGCCAAGAAGUAAAUAUUGUCCUUAGCUUUCUAUUAGUUUUUUAAAUUUCCAGAAUUUAUAUAAGAGUCUUAAUAUCUUAAAAAAGGAAGCUAGUAAAAAAAUAACAUUAAUACCUUCAAAAUGUUACAAAUUUGCACACUACAGAUACAUAUUAAUCUUUUAUCCUUAAAAUUAAUAUUAUACAGGUAGACCAUAGUGGCUUACGUAAGUAUAGUUAAGAGCUUUAGAAAUUUAAUUUAUGCUAGAUUAUCUGUCCAGUUUUGUCUUCCACCAACCAAGUACACGCACAAUCUCCAGGUUAUUCUUGGCACUGUUGUUUCAGUUCGACUUUGUCUCCUUAUUUAUUUAUUUAAAUUUCCUCUGUUUUUUCUGUGUGUUUAUCCCAAUCAAGUUCAGUGUUUGUUUACUAGCUGAUGGCUGUCUAAGCUGCAGCUGCUUAAUAAAAUUUAGGUAUGAUUCCUUUACUUGGAUAUACAAGUUUAAAGCCUCCUUAAAGGAUGGAUGUAAGUGGAAAGGAUUAGAAUAGUGUCUUGGAAAGACUUUUGAAAUGUAACAUUGUGUUAAAUGGGACAGAAAAUCGUUUGGUGUUUACUGACGUAAUCAUAUUCUGAUCUAACUUCCACACACAUUGUGAAAUGUUGGUUUGCACAAUUUAACAUAUCAGGUGAAUUAAUUUGCUAAAAUUCACAAACUAUUGACAUAUUACUUGGUUUUGCAAUAAAAAGACUGGUGAAUGUCAUGGCAUAGCAAAACAUAACUUCUUAUUGAAGUGUAGGACCAUGUUUACUAGUAUUAUGAAAUAUUAAGGUUCGAAAAUGGCAGUUUUAAUCCAGAAAAUUUCCAAAGUGAGCGAUUUCCAACAAAAAGUAAUUUUGGUUACAAGCUGCAUUAAAAAUAGUAUUGCUAAGACUGUAGUUCAGUUUAUGUGUGUGUCUGCACUGUGGACAAUAAAGAACCCAGGACUGUACUUUUUUUAUUUUUAUUUAAAUAAAACAGGGGGAUUAAACUUUGUCCUGGCUAAAUCCUGUUAAUACAGGAUUAAAAACAUAGAAUGUAUCAAAACAUUGAGUCUGCUGAAUUAUUUUUGGCCUCAGGCUUUCUUUGAUUAUCUCAGUUCUCAAAUUGUCAUUUAAAGUACUCUGUUGUUAAGCCCUGGAAGUUAAAUGAUUCCAUGCUGCCAGUAAUUGGAAAUUCAGGCUGUAUUUUUACAUGUAGUUUAACAUAUUACAGCUGAGAUGUCUGGAACCCACAAUUCUUGAAACUAUCUUUCAAAUACUUAAUAAAAAAAUAAUUAUGAGCUGACAGAUUUUUUUUUUCUUAAGCACUUGUUUUAGGUGAUAGUAGAUUUUUACCUGGGUUUGAGUUAGAACUUGAAGAUAGGUAACUCUUUUGCUUUGAGAAUUAAGUCUAUUUGUUUUGUCUAACUGGAUGGAAUGUUCCUAACUUUACCAUUACAAUUGGUGUGUUUUUGGGAGAAAAGUCAUUUGUCUUAAUUCUCCAACUUAACAACAGUCGCUCUGAGGCCCUGAUUCUCUGUUAGUCAUUGUUAGACAAGACAUGCAAACCAUUUGCAGUUGACUGCUUGCAUACAUGUCAAAAUUUGUUUGACUCAAACAAUGUGCAUCUUUUAGAAGACCAAAGUGACAAAACUGUUGCAGGAUUAAUUCAUUUUUCCCCACAAGUACUAACAAGGUCACAAAAAUAGUUUUAAAACACUGUACAGUGCCCCAUGGCUAAUUUUUUAGCCCACACUGAUGCCUGCUGAUUGGAGGGGAUUUUCAAAAUAGCCCUAGAAAAGUUAUGGUCACCUCUGCGCCUAUGGGGCAAGCAUGAGAGCUUCCUCCCAAACAUCUAAAAGCUCUAUCACUCUGUGAGUGCUCUUUCUUUAGGAUAUGUGGUUGGUAUACACUCUCUUUAUAGUGUAUGCAACAUAAUAGUUCUAUUUCAUAAAUGCAGCUUUUGAAUGUAAUGUACAUGUUUGUGUAAUACAGUAUUCACUAACGCAUAGAAUUUCAGUCAACAUUAAAUAAGAAAAAAGCAGCUAAAAUACAGUGUGACUCCAGGAUCAAAAUUGAAACUAACAGAUGAAGUAGAUAAGAAAAUUAAUAAAUAUAAUAUACUUCUGGUCAAAAGUUUUAGAACACCUAAGUUUUUUCAGUUUUUAUGGAAAUGCAUUCAGUUUGAUGUUUCAUUAAAUCAAGACAUAGAACAAAUAAACAGUUGCAAAAAAAAUAAUUCAAUGAAUCAUUAAGUGUACAAAAUUUUAUUCAAACUUUUGAUUUAUCAAAAUAUAUGCGUCAUUGUUUAUAUAAGGGCAAUCAGAAAUUGGUUAGAAAGAUCUUCCAAACACUGUUGCAGAAGUUCCCAAAAAGGUGUUGCACUUGUAGGUUGUAUUUCUUUCACUCUUCUGUCCAGUUCAUCCCAAAUUAACUCAAUGGGUUUAAGUCUGGAGACUGUGCUGGCCAUUCUGUUUUGAAGUGUACCUUUUUGUUCUUUUUUUAAUGUAGUUCUGACAUAGCCUGGAGGUAUGAUUUAAGUCAUUGUCUUCCUUUAGGAUGAACCCAUGACCUUCUAGACGCAGACCAGAAGGUACAAAAUGCUGUGGUCACCCAUUUGAUUCAGUAUGCCACUCACUCUGUGCAAGUCACCAAAUCUGCCUCCAGUUACAGAACCCCAGACACUUCCUAUGUUUAACAGUUGGUGUCACACAUUAAGGAACCAUCCUUUCAGGCAUAUAAACACCCUGCGCGAUGAACCGAAGAUGUUUUUGAUUCACCUGUCCAUAAGACUUUCUUCCAGUCUGCAGUAGUCCUCCUCAGUAUUUCAUGUAGCUUAUUUUGUCCUUUUAGUUAAGAAUGGCUUUCUUACUGCCAGUCGCCAAUGUCAAACUUGCACCACAACGUCUCCUCUUCACAGCAGAAACUGAAAUUUGCUUUUUUCGAACACAGAGUUUCUUCCAGUUUCCAAUUGUCUUUGGAUUGUGUAGGACACCGUACUCGCUGACAGUUUGAUUUGUAUUUGUUUAUUUUAUUUUUUUUUGCAAUUUCUCUAAAUGAAAGGCCUACACUUCUAGGGGUAAUAAUGCUGUGUCUUGUUUCAUUUGUCAAUUGCUAUUUUCUUGUCAUUAUCACUGGAAUUUACAACUUUCUGCAGUGUCCAAAUAGUAGUACUGUACAAUGGAUGUAGGCAGUCUGUUCCAACUCUGCUUUAAGACAGCCUUAGAGUUUUUAAGUAAUCAACAGAAUUUGGGACACCUGUGCAAAUUGUUUGCUUUAAUUUGCAAGACUUAAUUUACUUAAAUUGUCGCAGAACAUCUGUAGGUUGUAACCUAUUAGUUGUUACCUAAAGAAGGCCUAUUUGUAAUAUUCUGAAAUUUCCUUUU
Messenger RNA from Polypterus senegalus (gray bichir), 6768 nucleotides. It is a transcript of the gene clocka, whose product is annotated as clock circadian regulator a. Gene Ontology annotation, cellular component: CLOCK-BMAL transcription complex. Bases 312 to 2426 code for a protein of 704 amino acids. Gene Ontology annotation, molecular function: E-box binding; DNA-binding transcription factor activity, RNA polymerase II-specific; protein dimerization activity. The transcript is spliced from 19 exons. Gene Ontology annotation, biological process: regulation of transcription by RNA polymerase II; circadian regulation of gene expression. The record is from RefSeq and is a predicted model, not a curated record. NCBI's taxonomy places the organism in Eukaryota, Metazoa, Chordata, Cladistia, Polypteriformes, Polypteridae.